UGGUUCGACUGUCGUAGGAACGGUGUUGGUUCUGGUAUUUAUCGUUGACUGGCAGGCAAGCAGCUCUGGCAGGCAAGCAGCUCUGGCAGUGAACAGUUAAAUGCCUCAGCCAACAUCUGCAUGCUGUUGCAGUGAAAAUGACUCAUUUGGCCGAUUCCCGGGUACUCACUAACAAACGUAUGCCUGUGAUUUGAGAGCAAAAGAUGCAUAAUGGAUACUUCUUCAAAGUUGAAACCCAGGAAGGUUUGUGGGUUGACCUAGCCCGAUAAAUUUACCUAUACGGAUGGAUAUGGAAGAUUAUGAAAUGAAGAUCUUUUAAACGAUCCAAUUCUGUUACGUUCUUCUACCUCCACGUAAGAGGAGAGAAAGAUGCAAGACUCAAUUCAACUUAAGUCCGAGAUCACGCUGGGCCAGCGAGUCCACUUUGUCGGUGAUCCCCGACGUACUGGAACUGUGGCUUUCGUGGGAACCUUGGAAGGAUAUUCAGGAGCCUGGAUUGGAGUGGACUGGGACGACAACAAUGGCAAGCAUGAUGGCUCCAUCAAUGGAGUUCGAUAUUUCGAGGCGAAGUCAGAACGAUCUGGUUCUUUUGUUCGAGUCCAAAAUCUGAGUUUCGGCAUUUCGCUGCUUCAAGCAUUGGAGCUCAGAUAUAGAGGCGACUCUACCAAAGAAGAAGAGGAUGAAAUGUAUGUGCUCUCAGCUAGUGACAAGCGUGUAUCUAUUCAAUUUGUGGGUAAAGAUAUUAUUAAAGACAAGCUUAGUCGUUUUGAGGAAUUAACUAGUGUAUCCUUGUCUUAUAUGGGUGUGAGCUCUCUUGGAAACCCAUGUCAAAUUGGCUCUGUGUUGCCAAAUCUAAAGCAGCUUGACUUAACUGGAAAUUUGCUAUCAGAUUGGAAGGAUAUUAGCAUCAUUUGUGACCAGCUACAAGCUCUUACAUCCCUCAUCUUAUCAAACAACUUAUUGUCACGUGAUAUCUCUGGGCCCCUACAACUGAAACACAUUCGUAUUUUAGUUCUAAACAAUACUGGCAUAAUUUGGAUGCAGGUUGAAAUACUUAAGCAAUCACUGCCAGCAAUUGAAGAACUACAUCUGAUGGGAAAUAAUAUAAGCGCAAUAACGCCUGUGUCAUCCCCUAUGGUCCAAGGAUUUAAUCUUCUGCGACUUUUGAAUCUUGAAAAUAACCGUAUAGCUGAAUGGAAUGAAAUCUUGAAACUUUGUCAAUUAAGAAGCUUGGAGCAGAUUCAGUUGAAUAACAACAAAUUGAGCCGUAUAUUUUAUCCUUGCUUGUAUGAAUUGAACGAGUUAUUUGGAGGUGUUGAAUCACCGGGAGACAAUUUUCCAUUCCAAAAUUUGCGAUGCCUCCUUCUUGGAGGCAACAACAUCGAGGAUUUUGCCUCCAUCGACUGUUUAAACUCAUUCCCUCAGUUGAUUGACAUCAGGCUCUCAGAGAAUCUAAUAGCUGAUCCUGGAAGGGGUGGGAUUCCCAGAUAUGUUUUAAUUGCACGAUUGUCUAAAGUUCAAAUAAUAAAUGGGAGUGAGGUAACUCCUCGUGAAAGAAGAGACUCUGAAAUACGCUACGUACGCAUGGUUAUGUCAAAGUUGGAUAGCAAUCCUGAGGAAACAUUAAGGCUACAUCCUAGGUUUGAAGAGCUUAAGAGUUUUCAUGGGAUUGAAGAUAACAGAUUGUCAGUCGGACCUGCUGGACCCCAGAAACUGGCUUCUGGCCUCAUAUCAAUCACUCUAAAGUGCGUGGGAGCAUCAAUUGGUGAGAAGCCACCAUUGACAAAGAAAUUACCACCCACUACUUCAGUUGGCAAGUUAAAGAUGCUUUGUGAAAGCUUUUUCAAACUGAAAUGUAUCAAGCUUAAGUUGUAUCUUCAAGAACAGGAUUCGCCCGUGCCGAUACCACUCGAGGAUGAUAUGGCGUCUCUUAUGGAUCUCGGCGUUGGCAAUGAGUCUAACAUUCUUGUGGAUGAAGAGAGUUGAAAGAAAUAAACCAAAAGCUUUCUCGAUUUUAAAUUUAAAUUUUCUCUAUUACCAUGAUUCCCUCUAGCUCCCCCAGUGUAACUAACUAUAUUCUUUUGUUUUUUUUUUUUUUUUUUUUAACUAUAUGCCAGUGUAACAAAUGGCAUCGCUUGACAAUUUGUUUUUAUGUAUUCAUUUUCUAAUUAUAAUUUUUUGUUUUAUGUUAAA
Momordica charantia (bitter melon) is the source of this 2193-nucleotide messenger RNA. It is a transcript of the gene PFI, whose product is annotated as tubulin folding cofactor E / Pfifferling (PFI). Gene Ontology annotation, molecular function: protein binding. NCBI's taxonomy places the organism in Eukaryota, Viridiplantae, Streptophyta, Magnoliopsida, Cucurbitales, Cucurbitaceae. Gene Ontology annotation, biological process: cytoskeleton organization. The record is from RefSeq and is a predicted model, not a curated record.